ACGGGCUUUGCACUGGACGUCUAGGCGACUUGAUGGGGCUCUUUCAGGAUUUUUAGAAAGCGCAAAUAGUCGCACCGGCACAGCAAAGGAAAAUCAGCUUGGAUUUUGCGCACCACAGCGAUUUUGAGUUGAGAUUGUUUAUUAUUGUUAUAGUCAUUAAUAAUAUUAUUAUGUGCUCUGGAAAUCAUCAGCUGUGGGUGAAAUCACGCUAGGAACAUUUUUGAUUUGAAUUCAUUUUCUUGGAUUUGGUUUCUGAAGAAUGUACGUACUUGAUGGUAAUUACCCGGAAAGGAUGGAGCGGGGUACGCCACAAAGAAAAACCGUAUACAGGAUAUCUUUGACACUAGUGAAAAAAGAAACUCUGCAGGAUGGCGGAGGCUCAGCGCACCGGCGGCUGGAGAAUCCUAAAGUGACCGCGUACCGGCGGGAGGGAGCCGCUGACGCUCAGCGCAGCUCUCCGCUGGAAGAACUGAAAGAAGUGGAGGACGAGACGGACGAAUUUUCUGCACACUCAUACAUGAGAAACUUCAGGACAUUCAGUACUGGACAUCUAGAGUUGGGCAGGUUGAAAAUCUCAAGGCGGGCGCAGCAUUUACACAAAGACAAGGAAUUAAAUGAAACGUGCAUCCUGCCAGAGAAUGGACAGAGCAAGGUCACUGACAAAAAGCCAGAAGAUGUAGCUGAAAGUGACAGAUUGAAAAGUGAUGCUGAGCGUGGAGAAAUCUGCAGUACAGCUGCUGCUAAUGGAGAAAACACAGGCAUUCGAAAGAAAAUCCUCAAGGCUUCUCGGAGCACAGAGGAACCGGUCAGUACAUGGUCAGAUGAGACCUCCGAGGAACCCAAGUAUGUUAGGACGGCCAAAGAGAGCUGCAUCUCUUCUUUGUUGGCGAAAGGGAAUGGGAAGUCACCCAAACCAGCACCUGAAACCCCUCCAGCGAAGAGGCACCCAAGCCUGCUGCGGCGAAGUUUCAGCUUUCGCCACUGGACGGGUGGAGAGUUGAUCCGCAUACGGGCGCUUUCCAAGGAGAAGCACCACAGCAGCUCUGGCUGCAUUGGCCACGAUGGAGAGAACAGUCAAGCCCAAGCUGGCGUGGUUCUGCAAAACAUGGCUUUUGCUAAGUCUGAGUCCACUGAGAAGCGAAAAACCUUGGAUGUGGGUGAGGUCCUAAGCAAAACUGACUCUGGGACUGAACUGGGCCGCAGGGAGAGGAUGAAGGGCAAGAAUCGAACGCUGGACAACAGUGACCUGCUCAAGCUGUCGGAUAAAUCUUUGAUGGACAAGGAGGGUUUCAUUAGAGGGACAGGCUCCCGUUCCAGUGGGCAGGAACGUAAACUCAUUCGGUUCUUCAGUGGUAUCUUCUCAAAGCGAGAUGGGAUGUCCACGCCGCUUAGCAGUCCCAGCAACCGUGCUCUCCGGAAGAACGGCCUACUGGGAAGUCAGCGGAGAUCAGAAAUGAGCUACUCGCAGUCCAGCACCGAAAGUGUUAACGGAUGCCAACCGGACGAUGCCUUUGUCAACAGUCAGGAGUGGACACUCAGUCGCUCUGUACCAGAGCUCAAAGUGGGCAUUGUGGGUAACUUGGCCAGUGGGAAGUCUGCCCUGGUGCACCGGUAUCUGACAGGGACGUACGUGCAAGAAGAGAGCCCUGAAGCUGACGUGGAUGCAGGAGGACGUUUUAAAAAGGAGAUUGUAGUGGAUGGACAAAGUUACCUCCUCCUAAUCAGGGAUGAAGGGGGACCUCCGGAGGCUCAGUUUGCGUUGUGGGUAGAUGCGGUGAUUUUUGUGUUCAGUCUGGAAGAUGAGAUCAGCUUUCAGACGGUCUACCACUACUAUAGUCGCAUGGCCAACUACCGCAACACAGCAGAGGUGCCCCUGGUGCUUGUGGGAACUCAGGAUGCUAUCAGUGCAGCUAACCCUCGUGUCAUCGAUGACACCCGCGCUCGCAAACUGUCCAACGAUCUGAAGAGGUGCACAUAUUAUGAGACCUGCGCUACCUACGGCCUCAACGUGGAGCGCGUCUUUCAAGAUGUGGCUCAGAAAAUAGUUGCAACCCGGAAGAAACAGCAACUGUCAAUCGGACCCUGUAAGUCACUGCCCAAUUCUCCAAGCCACUCCUCCGUCUGCGCAGCGCCUGUGUCCGCAGUGCAUAUCAGCCAGACUAGUAAUGGUGGAGGCAGUUUGAGCGAUUACUCUUCUUCCGUGCCAUCCACUCCCAGUACCAGUCAAAAAGAACUACGUAUUGAUGUACCCCAAACCGCCAACACCCCUACGCCCGUCCGCAAACAGUCCAAACGGCGCUCCAACCUCUUUACGUCUCGGAAGGGAAGCGAACCAGACAGGGAGAAGAAAGGGAUGGAUGGCCGCGCAGACAGCAUUGGAAGUGGCCGCGCUAUCCCAAUUAAACAGGGCAUGUUGCUGAAAAGAAGCGGCAAGUCACUGAACAAAGAGUGGAAGAAGAAAUACGUCACGCUUUGUGAUAACGGAGUCCUCACGUAUCAUCCUAGUCUGCAUGAUUAUAUGCAGAAUGUUCAUGGGAAGGAGAUCGACCUGCUGCGGACUACAGUGAAGGUUCCAGGGAAGAGGCCCCCCAGGGCCAUCUCCACAUGUGCGGCCCCCAGUCCCAAAACCAAUGGGCUGACCAAGGACAUGAGCAACCUGCAACUUGGACAGACACCAGGCUCUGUGACCAGUAGCUCUUCUGCAUCUCAGAUGGCGAGUGGCAUCAGUCUGGUGUCGUUUAACAGUCGGCCAGAUGGGAUGCAUCAGCGCUCAUAUUCUGUGUCCAGUGCUGACCAAUGGAGUGAUGCCACAGUCAUCGCCAACUCAGGAAUCAGCACGGAUACCGGUCUGGGAGAUUCUGUGUGCUCCAGUCCAAGCAUAUCCAGUACCGCCAGUCCUAAGAUGGACCCGCCUCCAUCGCCUCACGCCAACCGCAAAAAACACAGGAGGAAGAAGAGCACCAGCAACUUCAAGGUGGACGGCUUCUCUGGAAAUGCAGAAGCCAAACAUAGGGCAUGGAAACUAAAUCGCGUUGGUAGUCUGCGCAACAUUUACAGCAGUGCCUCCAACGCUGAAGAACAAGAGGACAACUUUGAGUUCAUCAUCGUUUCUCUGACGGGACAGACCUGGAAUUUUGAGGCAACGUCCUAUGAGGAGCGGGACGCAUGGGUUCAGGCUAUUGAGAGCCAGAUACUGGCGAGUCUACAGUCCUGUGAAAGCAACAAACAGAAGUCUCGUCUGAGCAGCCAAUCAGAAGCCAUCGCGCUGCAGUCUGUCAGGAACAUGAGAGGAAACACGCGCUGUGUGGAUUGUGAAGCCCAGAACCCUGAUUGGGCCAGUCUGAACCUGGGGGCUUUGAUCUGUAUAGAAUGUUCAGGCAUUCAUCGCAACCUGGGUACUCACCUGUCUCGUGUCCGCUCUUUGGACCUGGACGAGUGGCCUCUAGAGCUCAUCAAGGUCAUGUCAGCCAUCGGCAAUGAGUUGGCUAAUAGUGUGUGGGAAGCCAAUGCUCAAGGACGCCUAAAGCCUGCCCCUGAUGCCAACAGAGAGGAACGUGAGCGCUGGAUCAGAGCCAAAUAUGAGCAGAAGUUGUUUUUGGCGUCGCUGACGUGCACAGAGCUGACUUUGGGACAGCAGUUACUGCGGGCCACGGCGGAGGAAGACUUGCGCUUCGUGGUCAUACUGCUGGCCCAUGGCUCCAGAGAUGAGGUCAACGAUACCUGUGGGGAAGGUGAUGGCCGGACAGCCCUACACCUGGCCUGCCGCAAGGGGAAUGUUGUGAUCAUGCAACUGCUCAUAUGGUACGGCGUUGACAUCAUGGCACGGGAUGCUCACGGCAAUACGGCACUGGCAUACGCACGGCAGGCUAACAGUCAGGAGUGUAUGGACGUCCUCCUGCAGUACGGCUGCCCUGAUGAGCGUUACCCACUCAUGGCCACCCCAAACCUGUCACGCAGGAACAAUAACCGCAAUAACAGCUGCAGCAGCAUGAACAGUGCAGUUAUAUGAGAAGUACACUCACAUACACAUGAACAUGUAUUCUGGCCAGCACUCCUCCUCCCUCCCUACACACACCUUCAUAUGUACAGCUGCACCACUACAUCAGAAUCAUGAGACUAUACCAGACUCAAGGCACUGAUGAUGACGAUGAAGAAGCAUGAGCAGAGCUACUGUGUUUGCCUGGCUUUACAAUCCCACUGGUUGAAAAAGUUGUCAUGGGCAAGGUCUUGGCCAAUCAUGUGUCAUCCAUCUUUUUUUGUUUUUGGGAGAGUGUCCCACAUCCAAUGUCUCGCUGCAUUGUGGAACACAAAUUUAAACAAUCCCGGACUUUGGUUUUCUGACUGCGCCAGUUUAAGCUACCAAGUGCAUGAUGGGAGAAUAGAGUGUGGGUUUGGUAACUGAUGAGCGGGUGUCACAGUGUUCCCUGUCUCUAAUAGAUGACCAAGCAAGACAGGAAAUGAUGGGGCAGCAUGGGAUACUUUUACGCUGGAUCUUCAAAAUGACCCAGAAGAACCAGAGAACUUCACUUGGUCGCCAUGUGUGUCUGGACAUGUGUGUUUCACCACUUUGACGCUGAUUUUUCUGUCUGAUCUCAUUCUCUCAGACUUUUCUUUGAAUCUGUUCUUACUCUUUUACAUCAAUUACGUCCAUUAUGUCUUUUUUUAAAGGAAUGUGAAAGGAUGUAAUGACACCCAAAUAUUGAGUCCUAAGUUUGAAUCUGACAUGGUCUUUUAAAUUGUUUUGGUUUUAACAUUGUUGAGUAGCAUUUGUCUAAGUGCUCGUUACUGGACCAACGGAAGAUUCUUAAAAACAAGUAUUUUAAGAUUUAUGUUUCUCGGAAGUAAAAGGGAAUUGCGUUUUUAUUUAGCAGAUUUUUUUUAUCUUUAAACACAUUAAUCUAGCCUUAUAUGUUACCCAUCCAUCAGCUCACUCUUUACUUGAGCUCACAGUGAAGUGUGCAGACAUUUCAGAAGUGAAAUAACCCAGAAUCCAGAAUUUAGAAGUGCAGGGCUGAAGCUCAGUCUGACCUCAAGUGUUCAUCAUGAAAAUCUCCACAGAAUAUCAGGAAAACGCAGGACUUUUUGUCGUGUAAAAAGUGGUGGCCGUUGCUUUCAUACAGUGACGUGCCUCUCUCAGGUCAUCUCCGACUGUUGCUGUUCACACACUUUACACUGCAGAGUCCUGAACCUCAUGUAUCUCAAAGAAGAGAAGGGCUCUCUGGGUCUUCAGUCCCGAUCUAUACAUACUCUUCUUCCUUCUCUCUCUCUCAUUCUAUUUUUUUUUCUAAGUAGUGUCCUAUAUAGAAAAGCAUUUCAAGAAAACCUUCCCCCUGACAAAAGGCGUUAUUAUAUAUUUUGACCUCACCCCCUUCUUGUUUCAGUGCAGUCUGAAGUUGCAAGUGUGCCUGUUUGAGUCGAAUUCACUCUUUCUGCUCCCUUUCUCUGAAUCGUAGAUAGCUUAGUUUUCCUCCUUGCCUUUGUCUUCUUCCUUUAUCAUGUGUCAAGGAGUAUUAAAGCAAUACGAAGUGAAAAUUCAGCCAGGUAGACACAUGAGUAAUAGUUUACCGUGUUUUGGACGUCACCACGGCAAUCUGAGCUGCCGUUGUUAUUGAGAGACGUAAAGCCAAUGUAAGACUCUGUCUCAGGGCGUAUAUAUCAUUACUGGAGAUCCCAUGAAGGCUUUGAUAUUGACUCAUUCCAUAAUAUGAUUUGAUGGGCUUUGAUCAUUUAAUCUCAGCUCCCAUUGAUUUUACUCUUCACUAGGUAGUAGAAAUGUGAAGGUACUUACUUGGCUUAGGGUUGAAGAUGGGAGAAGAUCUGUAUUGUAGAAUGUAUAUUCCGCAAUACAAACGAUCUGGAAAGUCUUUAAGCUAGUUGAUAGACAUUUGGGACUGUGUAGAGAAUCUUGACUAGUUUUUCUGAGCUUUUGAAGGAAAGCGGUGAGAGUUGAAAAGAGAGAAACGCUGAGGUAUGUUGAUUUUCAGCUCAUAAGGGUUCAGUUUUCGGCUUGUGUGUAUAUAGAGCGUUGCAGGCCUUUAGAGGCUUUACCACAAUAACCAUUAUUUAUGACUAAAUGCACUACAGAACACAGAUCACUUGUUGUGAAGAACCCACAAUAUAAUGUCCACUCUGAAUCAUUUCUGUGGAAAAACAGUUGUUUUUUAUCUUUUUGCAUGAAUGGAUGUAAAUGUUCUCUUCCUUGUGUAAUUGUCUUCGUCUUCAUAAAAAUGACUGUACCCUGACAGGUGACGCUAAAGAGUCUGCCAUUUUAAUAUGAAAAAAUACUUUUUAUCAACUUGUGAACAUUUCUUCUUCCUUUUUGUUUUGUCUGUCCUCCCAUCUGCUUCUUUUGUAAUUCUUCUCCUUGGGAAAACCUCUUUUUGCAUCAUCUGUCCAUCUGUAACUGAAUAAAGAAAGCAUGAAUGAGCAAAAUAAACAAAAAUCCAACCAAUACCGUAACAGCAACCAAAGCAUCACGUCACCCCUUGCAAGCAAAUAAUGCAGACUUCAAGGGGGCUUUAUCAGUACGUUCCAAGUUGCUUGAACAUAUCCUCAGUUUUAUUUGCGUUUCCAUUCGCCAGUCGUCGCUUUGUGUAAAUAGAUGUAAAAAUUGAGAAAAACGUAGUGUUUUUACCUUGUUUUUGUUUGUUUGUUACCUCAUUUCAAUGACCGUCUCCAUGUUACCUUCAAACCCAAGAGACCCAUUUAAUUAUUUAUGAAUAUGCUAAUCUGAAAGGGGAGGAGCUCUCUCACACUACUUGGGUUUUGCAUUCGUUCCUUUAUUCAGUCCAUUGGCAUCACAACUAUCAUUGAUUCGAAUUAUUGGUGUUGUAUUUCUAAGUAUUAUUGUUAUUAUAUUGAGUUUGUGUCAGCUGUACAGUACUGUGUUGAAAAAUUAUACCUGAUGCAGAGUCUUAUACUGUAUGUGUCUCUUUUCAAUAAAAAGCUUCCUAAUAUAA
Messenger RNA from Sinocyclocheilus anshuiensis, 6959 nucleotides. RefSeq names its product ArfGAP with GTPase domain, ankyrin repeat and PH domain 1 (gene agap1). The record is from RefSeq and is a predicted model, not a curated record. Lineage: Eukaryota; Metazoa; Chordata; Actinopteri; Cypriniformes; Cyprinidae. Gene Ontology annotation, biological process: activation of GTPase activity. Bases 260 to 4009 code for a protein of 1249 amino acids. Gene Ontology annotation, molecular function: GTPase activator activity; protein binding; GTP binding. The transcript is spliced from 20 exons.